AUGAUUUCGUCCUUGGAACAUUACUGCCCAAACAUGAAUCAUGAUCCAUACAAAGUUUGCGUGCACUACAGAGACUGGAUACCUGGAGUACUAAUAACUGAGCAAGUCAUCACUUCGGUAAGAGAUUCACGAAGAACUCUCGUGAUAGUUUCGAAAAAUUUUUUGGAGAGCUGCUGGACAAAAUGGAAUUCCGAACCGCUUACACGCAGGCCCUUACCGAAGGAAGAAGCAGAGUCAUAG
Brassicogethes aeneus is the source of this 240-nucleotide messenger RNA. The record is from the annotation of a GenBank genome assembly. NCBI's taxonomy places the organism in Eukaryota, Metazoa, Arthropoda, Insecta, Coleoptera, Nitidulidae.